Molecule: messenger RNA, 1233 nt
Organism: Dendroctonus ponderosae (mountain pine beetle)
Lineage: Eukaryota; Metazoa; Arthropoda; Insecta; Coleoptera; Curculionidae
Product: nucleoside diphosphate kinase homolog 5
Exons: 4
Coding region: 329-1162 (277 amino acids)
Biological process (GO): negative regulation of oxidative stress-induced intrinsic apoptotic signaling pathway
Source: RefSeq, a predicted model, not a curated record
AAACAGUUUUUGCCCAUUUUCUUGAGUGAAAAGCCAUACUUAUCCCGGAAUUGGAAAAAGAGCACAUUGAUGCCAACGGAAAUUUUUUAAAAAUUUCUAAAACACGCGCGCAAUUCAACAAAAAUGCAGAAUUCACGUCUAGAAUACUCUCACUGUAUAUAGGCAUUUAUUUCAUAUCAUCCUACAGUUUUCAUAAUUUUGUAUAACUUUAUAUUCUUAGUUUCAAUUAAUUACCUUCGUACUUGAACUAACACGUGAAAAUUCAGUUUUGACACAAAAAUAGUUUGACUUUAAGUAAGGGACAAUAUUAAUUUUCAGCAUUUAAACCAUGCAUUUCCAAAUAACAUCAAAAGAUGAUUUUGGCUUUUUAACAGAAAGUUCAAUAAAUUCCACCGCCUAUGCAAGCAAUCCUAGCACUCACAGAAGCACAGCCCGCGGUUCAAGUGCCGUAACAGAUCGCUUAGACACUAUCCAUUAUCUGUCCCCUGCAAGUACUGUAGCUCAUACGGAAUAUGAAGGAGAUUUAGACUAUCAGCAAUUUUAUGUCAGUCCUCUAUAUCACGAUGUACCUUACAAAGCUGGACUUGGCAGUACAACUACCUCCUCAAGCUCUAUAUCUUGCGAUGAUAGUACCUUGCAAAGAACUGUGGCCAUGAUCAAACCUGAGGCACUUUGCUAUACCGAUGUAGUGUUAAGAGCUAUCGGUAAAGCCGGAUUAAAAAUUGUUCAUCAACGAACGGUCCACCUUACUCCUGAACAAGUAUCAGAAAUAUACGAAAAAUACUAUGGGACACCCGCGUUUCCACAUAUGGUGGUUACUGUGAGUGUUUCUCCGAUUUUAGUGUUGGCUUUGCAAGCCGUUAACGCAGUGGAGAAAUGGAAAGCCAUGGUGGGACCAAUGGGGACUCUACGCGAAGAAUGGUUUUUUCCAUACAGUGUUAGGACCAGGUUUGGUCCGCAGGGAGAUUUUCUCAACACUUUGCAUGCAUCUGAGGGAUUGAAUGAUGCCCGAAAGGAGAGCAGAUAUUUAUUUCCAAGAGGACUGACAGAGAUUGUACGAACGAAGCCGAUAGAUCCAGUGAUAUCCUUGGCAGAAUGGUUGCUACUCCAUAAUCCCUAUCAACCACAAAUGCCAGAAAUGAUUGCAAUGGCUCCGACUUAAAAUAUUUUCCAACAUGUUAAAGAUUUUUUAUAAUCUAAUUUUAUUCGUCAAUUAUAUACAUUAUACAUCAA